Mytilus trossulus (common blue mussel) is the source of this 1444-nucleotide messenger RNA. Its product is annotated as probable G-protein coupled receptor 139. The transcript is spliced from 2 exons. The record is from RefSeq and is a predicted model, not a curated record. Gene Ontology annotation, molecular function: G protein-coupled receptor activity. Gene Ontology annotation, cellular component: plasma membrane. Lineage: Eukaryota; Metazoa; Mollusca; Bivalvia; Mytilida; Mytilidae. Bases 188 to 1360 code for a protein of 390 amino acids. Gene Ontology annotation, biological process: G protein-coupled receptor signaling pathway.
UGUCACUAGAAUAUAAAUAUAAUGCUGAAGAAAUCCAAUGACAUUAUAGUAUGUGUUGAGAAUCGAUUACUCGAAGGAUGAUACUACUAGGAUUAAAAUACCGUGUCCUAGUCUUCAAUCAACAGUUGCAAUAGGGAUGUACAACUGAAAGCAAGGCAAUGGUCAAUUCUAUACAGAUUUGAAUGAUAUGAAUCUCGAUAAACCAUACGACACACUGAACUACACUUAUAGUUAUACUGACAAUACAACAAUGGAUCAUAAUAUAACAUCUAUCUACAACGAAUCAAUAGAAAAACUUGAAACUCAGACCGUAAAUUUACAUAAAUUAUAUGUUAAUAUAUAUACUAUAGUGGUACCUAUCAUAGCUGUAGUUGGAUUGUUUGGGAAUACUGCUUCAAUAGCUGUUUUUACGUCCAGUUUCCUUAAAAGACACUCAUCAUCCGUGUUUCUAGCUGCGCUUGCUUUUGUCGACAACCUGUUUUUACUGACAUUAUUUCUAACAUGGUUUGACCAAACAGCUUCAAAUAUCCUAUCAACGACCAUUCCAUGUCAGAUUGUUGUUUAUGUUACAUAUUUUGCCGCAUUUUUAUCCGUGUGGUUAGUUGUUGGAUUUACAACGGAACGUUAUCUCGCCAUUUGUCAUCCAUUACGAGCACCCAUGUUAUGCUCGAAUCGUCGUCAGAAAAUAGCAGUCACUUGUUUAGUGCUAUUUGCAGCGGUGUUUUACACCUUUGCCAUUUGGACAACCGAAGCUGUACAGUAUGGCCCACGUAAAUGGUGCUUAACAAUCAAUGACUAUUACGAGUUUUUACAAAUUGUCACGUGGAUUGAUACAAUUAUCAGCAUGGUACUGCCAUUCUUCUGUAUAGCUUUUAUGAACUGUAGAGUGAUUUGUAAAGCUGCUAUAUUUCACAAGAAAAGACAACAUUGUUACAAACCAACAGACUCUUUGAAAGUAAAAAGAAAUAAGCACUUAACGAACAAAUCUCAAAUGCGUGUGACGCGAACUCUAUUGAUUGUGUCAUCUUUGUUUCUUGUUUUAAAUUUUCCGAGCCAUCUUGCUAGACUCUAUAAUAUCAUUGUGGCACCAGUAAGUAAAGAAAAAUACGAGAAAUUUUUACAACAAAUUUGCCAAUUACUUUAUUACAGUACUUUCAGUGUUAACUUUUUUGUGUAUGCGUUGUAUGGAAAACAUUUCCAAAAAUCGUUUUGGUUAAUGAUUAGAUCUUUCAAGCAAUUUUUUGGUUGUCGAACAGAACAUCGUUUUUCAUCCGUAGAGAAAUCAACGAAAAUAACGUUAACGGGUAUGAGAUCUAACACAUACAGAUGGUCAAGUGACUUGGAUAUCUCACGUUGUUAAUUGUUAAUUUUUAUAUUGUUCCAUUAUUGUUUGUAAUAAACAUAUACAUAUUGUAAUAUUUUCCUAUUAAAAUCUCUGCAGCAA